UUCCUUCACCUACUGCGGUUACUAAGUGGAGAUGACAGCAUUGCAGCCAUUUAGUGACGAACAAUUAAAUUUCUUUAAGUUCUCGUCCUUAGUGUUAAAUGAAUUCCCCAAAGCCUUACAGGAGACCUUUAAAACAAUGUGGGACAACACGUAUGGACAUCUCCCUGGUUUCCAGCUCUGGGAUGAUUCCACUGCUGUCAGAAAAAUGUUCGACUCUGAAGAAGCAAAAAGUGGCAAGAAGACUAAAGUUCCUGUUCUUCAGUCCUACAACGAAUGGGAUUGUACCAACCUGUUCCAGGCUACUAUAUUUGCGCGGUCCUUUGCCCCACCAGCCAGUACAGGCUCCUCCACCACACUAAGUGAUUUGUAUGUGAAGCCCCGUGCAGUACCUUAUGGUAGUUUUCACGCACGUGUGGUCAGCCCCAGUGGAAACACGGCAGAGACCUUUGCACUUGCCAUUGACCAGCUCCGCCUUCUUAGAAAUUCCCUGUGUCACUCCAUCAGUAGUGAGAUGGACAAAGCGACAUUUGACCAGCGCGUGAAGUACGCCAGAGACGCGUUUCAAGCCCUUGGUGUCCCGACAGCUUCAAUUGACGCACUUGGUAGUUUGACGGAGUCAGACUUUCCCACAAAUGAAGUUCGAAAAUUGGAAGCAAGAAUCCGAGACGAGACUCGGGCGUACGUCAAAUGUCUCGAGGACUUUAGAGAAGGUCUGGAGAGGUUGAGUUCAGACAUCAGUGAUUUAAAGCAACAGGUCGAAGUGGAUAAUGCCAGCAAAGAAGACAUCACUAGGUUGGAAAAAAAGAUUGAUGAAUUGAAAGUAGGAAGAGACGAACAUGAUAAUCUACCUGACAACUCAGGUAAGAUUUUGAGAAAUUGUUCCAGCCGAAGGGUCAGUUUACGGUGGACUGGUUAAUUCAGCUAAUCCCAUUUACAAGAAACAACCUCAAAUCCUGACUUUUUCUUUUUCAUCAGAGCCUUCAGAUUGUAACGUAGUUAAAAAAGGUAACAGUCUAAGCCGCGGAGAGUACACCUUUUUCCAGUUAGGGUUUGUUUGCACCUACAAGUCUUCUGUAGCUCAAUGGUAGAGCAUCUCUUGACUCUGUUGACUCCUUUUCAGCCGCCUGCCAGACACUGCCUGAAGAACAUCUUUCUCAAGGUUUUGUUAUGUAUGAAAAAAAAAAAGAACUAUAAGAUUCCUUAAUAUAAAAAGAUGAAGGAAUGGCCUUGGGUCGAUGUCAUAACCAAAACUCUUUUCCUAAAUCAUCAUGUUUCGUAUAAAUAUAAAAUUUAGGGAUUUGAAUUCACUGCAAGAAUAUCAUUUGUACAUUGAAUGACGGGUCAAAAUUGACUUAUUUAUAUAUUUAUUUUUUAAGAUUUUAACUGAUUUCUUUUUCACUUUUGGUCUUUUCUCAUCAUCAAAGGUAUGAGACCGUCGCUCUCGAGAGCCUACCUUCCUUCAAUGGUUCCUAAUUUCACUGGGAGACAGAGCGAGGUUGAAGAGAUCAUCGGAUAUGUCACUUCCGAAUCCACCCGACUUGUGUCGAUCUGGGGUUCACCUGGAUUCGGAAAAACGUCGGUUGCAAUUGCAGUGGGACACGCUCUUCAGACUCAAGGGCUGCCUAUGUACUGGGUUUCAUUGAGAGGACUUCAGUCAAAGGCGGAUCUGACUUCAAAGAUUCUUAGUCUUCUAACGCAACCAGCCAUUCAAGAAAAACAACCGUCCGAUCAGCUUCUAUCCCUUGAUGAUAAGAUUUGCCAACUAUUCAGUGAAAUAUCAAAACAAUCUGCAUUCAUCCUAGAUAAUGCUGAUGAUUUGUUAGAAAGUGGUCGGCCAAAAGUGAAGGAAGAGGUCAUGCAACUUCUUGAAGAAAUUCUGAGACAAAAUCCAAGGGUGACAUUCAUUGUAACUACAAGAGAGUCCCUUGAGUUUAUGGACGUCCAUUUUCAAGGCCAUCGAGGUUUAAGAAUAGGAAAAUUGUGUGAAGCCUCUGCUCAAACGCUAAUUCAUGAGUUACUUCCACAUGCGAGCGUUGCAGACUGCAGAAAAAUCGCACAACUUUGCGGACAAGUUCCUUUAGCCAUGAAAUUAAUGUGUUCUUUGAUAUCUGAAGACAGUGCUUCACCGCGCCAUUUUCUGGAUAAUUUCAUGACAUCUUCCUCAGAGAGUAUCGUCAAAGUUUUGGACAACCAAGAUUAUCCGACCAGUCAUCGAUUAAAGUUCGUCUUUGAUUCCUCAUUCCAGAGACUGUCUGAGCAGGAACAAGAAUCAUUAAUUUCUUUAAGCAUUCUCCCCGAGAAUUUCAGUACAGAAGUCGCUGCAGCCGUUUUAGGUAAGAAAACCGCAUUCGAAGCCAAGAGAAUGUUACAAAGUCUUCGGAGGAAGUCACUGAUUGAUUCAAGCACUAAACCCGGGACUUUCACGAUGCACAAACUCUUGCAAUCAUUUACGAGACAGAAAGGAGAUACUGACAUGAAAGAGACGAUUCUCAACGCAAAGGGUCGUUUGAAUGCAUUCUAUGUCUCGCACUUUGAUAACCUAAAUGAACAAUUUCUCACCGGGCAUUCCAUGGCUGCAUAUGUUGCUUUCUAUGAGGACAAAGAGAGCAUUACUCAAAGCCUCGUAGAGGGAUGCUUUGAUCUCAAGAUAGCUGACACUGUCUUUGAAAUUUUGGUCAAGGGGGAGUUGUUUCUUGACUCGCUUUUUUGGAGUGACGGGAAAAACUUUGAUUACAUGUACGAUGCUGCCAUAAAAGCAGCCAAUCAGCAUGGAAAGGAAAAAUACCACAGACAGUUACUUUCUUCAAAAGCUUUUGGCGAGGUAACCUGGGGACGAGCAGGGCAGACGAAUCAUCUUCUCUCUAAAGUAAAAGUAAAGCAAGCAGCAUCGUCCGAUGUCUCUAACCAAGAAAAAGGCAAAUGCUUGAGCUAUUUAGGAAUUUUUUACCUUACCGCAAACGAAUCGAAGAGCGGAGUCCAGUGCUUAAAAGAGGCGCUUUCAUCACUGGAAAAUUGCAAGGACCCAGAAUCGUUAAUUCUGAAGCUUCUUAUUUUUCAGAUCCUGGCUUGCUAUUAUGAGGCCUUAAAUGACUUCUACAAUGCGAAUAACUUCUAUUUCAAAUCACUACAUUUGUGUUCUGCAGGGGGAGAUUGGAAGCUGCUAAUAAUUCCGCCACCGAAAGGCAAAGCAAAGGACGCCAAGGAUGAAAUUCAAGUUGGAAAGAUGUCAGACACCUUACUCAAUGAACCGCUUGAAUUUAAUUUUGCCUAUCUCUUAAGCAAAGCUACAGAGGUUUUCUCCGACGCUAAAACCAAGCAAUAUUCAAGCAACUUGGUUCUUCAGAUGCUAGAGUGUCUCGAAAAAGAGGUUAGAAUUUCACCUGGCUUGCUAAUUUUUCAUAGAGCUGUGAUACAACUGUUGUGGGAGUUAAAUAGUGAAGACCCUGUGAAUUUUUUUUGGUCAAGAAUCAAAUAUCAUGAACAAAUACUCCAGCAAUGCCAAGAAAGUUUACUCACUAAUGAUGAAUAUGGCGGUAGCCGUUAUAGUCAAAUACAAACUGAAGCACUUGUAAAGUGCUACAUAGACCUGGGAAAUGUUUACAAGCAAGAAAAUAAUUACUCAGAGGCACUUCAGUCAAACCUGCGAGCGCUUGACAUAGCAACAAGAUUCUUUGGAGAAAAACACGAAAGUACUGCUGACAGCUACAGGGAACUCGGUGUAACACAAAACAACAUGCAUGACUACAGCGCAGCUCUACAAUCUCACCAGCAUGCAUUAGCUAUCCGUAUUAAACUGUUUGGAGCAGAACAUGAAAGCACUGCUGACAGCUACAUGGCCCUUGGUGGAACACAAUACAUCAUGCAUGACUACAGCGCAGCUCUACAAUCUCACCAGCAUGCAUUAGCUAUCCAUCUAAAACUAUUUGGAGAGGAACAUGAAAGCACUGCUCACAGCUACAUGGCCCUUGGUGGAACACAAUACAUCAUGCAUGACUACAGCGCAGCUCUACAAUCCCACCAGUAUGCAUUAGCUAUUCAUCUUAAACUAUUUGGAGAGGAACAUGAAAGCACUGCUGACAGCUACAGGCAACUCGGUGUAACACAAAACAACAUGCAUGACUACAGCGCAGCUUUACAAUCUCACCAACAUGCAUUAGCUAUCCGUAUUAAACUAUUUGGAGAAGAACAUGAAAGCACUGCUGACAGCUACAGGAAACUCGGUGUAACACAAAACAACAUGCAUGACUACAGCGCAGCUCUACAAUCUCACCAGCGUGCUUUAGCUAUCCGUAUUAAACUAUUUGGAGAGGAACAUGAAAGCACUGCUCACAGCUACAUGGCCCUUGGUGGAACACAAAACAACAUGCAUGACUACAGCGCAGCUCUACAAUCUCACCAGCAUGCACUAACUAUCCGUAUUAAACUAUUUGGAGAGGAACAUGAAAGCACUGCUCACAGCUACAUGGCCCUUGGUGGAACACAAAACAACAUGCAUGACUACAGCGCAGCUCUACAAUCUCACCAGCAUGCACUAACUAUCCGUAUUAAACUAUUUGGAGAGGAACAUGAAAGCACUGCUCACAGCUACAUGGCCCUUGGUGGAACAAAAAACAACAUGCAUGACUACAACGCAGCUCUACAAUCUCACCAGCGUGCAUUAGCUAUCCAUCUUAAACUAUUUGGAGAGAACCAUAAAAGCACUGCUCACAGCUACAUGGCCCUUGGUGGAACACAAAACAACAUGCAUGACUACAGCGCAGCUCUACAAUCUGAGCAGCGUGCAUUAGCUAUCCGUAUUAAACUAUUUGGAGAGAACCAUAAAAGCACUGCUCACAGCUACAUGGCCCUUGGUGGAACACAAAACAACAUGCAUGACUACAGCGCAGCUCUACAAUCUGAGCAGCGUGCAUUAGCUAUCCAUCUUAAACUAUUUGGAGAGAACCAUAAAAGCACUGCUCACAGCUACAUGGCCCUUGGUGAAACACAAUACAUCAUGCAUGACUACAGCGCAGCUCUAAAAUCUCACCAGCGUGCGUUAACUAUCCAUCUUAAACUAUUUGGAGAGGAACAUGAAAGCACUGCUCACAGCUACAUGGCCCUUGGUGGAACACAAAACAACAUGCAUGACUACAACGCAGCUCUACAAUCUCACCAGCGUGCAUUAGCUAUCCAUCUUAAACUGUUUGGAGAAGAACAUGAAAGCACUGCUGACAGCUACAGGCAACUCGGUGUAACACAAUACAACAUGCAUGACUACAGCGCAGCUCUACAAUCUCACCAGCGUGCUUUAGCUAUCCGUAUUAAACUAUUUGGAGAAGAACAUGAAAGCACUGCUGACAGCUACAGGGAACUCGGUGUAACA
Porites lobata is the source of this 5362-nucleotide messenger RNA. The record is from the annotation of a GenBank genome assembly. NCBI's taxonomy places the organism in Eukaryota, Metazoa, Cnidaria, Anthozoa, Scleractinia, Poritidae.